UAACGAAUCGUUCCUUUUUUUUUCAUAUAUAUAUAUAUAUAUUUGUUCUUUAUUUUUUUUCUUUGUACUAUGGAUAUUGUUAAUCAUGAAGAGACAGGGCUUAUUCUACCACCUGCAAGAGAAUUGUUAAGAAGUGCACAUGAUGAUGACCAAGAAGACAAGAUGGUGAUUGACCAAGGUAUCAUUGCCAAUUUAGAUGUUGUUGUUCAUUUUCUGUAGAACAAAAGCCUCUUUUACCGUCUAUGCAGUCCAUAUCAAUACAAGCAGACGAAAUUAUUCGACAAAGGAUGUCAGGCAUGUCUGUCUCUUCACAACGAUAUCAAAAAGUACUUUCUCCCUUGGAACCCAGCUCUCAACAAAUGUUUCACGAAUCUCUGUCACUUUCUCGAAGAGGAUCUUUGGUAGACUCACAUAGCAAUCUUCGUCGGCCUUCCAUUACAGAUAUGGGUAGUCUACCUUUGCCUAAUUCAACUGUAGCUAGUCGCCGAGGAUCGAUUGCUACAACGGAUUAUGAUCUAUCUUCUCGGUCUCCUUCACCAUCACCUUUUUCGACAUUGAAACGAAAUCACGAGAACGAUGCAUUAUUAAGCAGGCGUGAUUCUUUACCCAGCAAUCAUGUCCCUUCUAUGCCUUACGAUCAUUUCCAAAGAAGACAUUCAAUUGCAACUGCUCUUACAGAUCCUGAUUAUAGUAACACGAAUGGCAAUCAACGCAGCCAUCUUUUGAAUACAAAAUAUAGAGCCUUUAGAUUUCCUGCACCUAUUCAAGAGUCAUCAACUUACAGAACGUAUUCUGCACCUCCUAGUCCGCCCCAAUCAGCACUAAGCAAUGUAGCUUAUCAGGAGUCUUUGCAUGACAACAACAGGUUUAAUCGUAGAGAUAGUUUAGCCCGAGCCAGCAACAAUAGUGGAGGUGGAGGACCUAUGUUACCUAGUCGACGACCUUCUAUACUAGAUGAAUCUUUAGAUGAAUCUUCUGCCGAACAUGUGUUGGCCAGAAGAGCUUCUAUGCCAGUUGUGACACCAUCCAAUCGAAGUCGACAUCCUUUAGAAAGAAUGCCGUCUCAGCAACCUUCUCAUCUGCAUCACAUGUGCGAUGAUCAAGAGGAACAAAAGCAGCUGAGAAAAGAAACACCUUAUUCUCGUUCCCCGGAAUUACGAGUGAGCCACAAGUUGGCUGAACGCAAACGAAGGAAAGAAAUGAAAGAAUUAUUUGAUGAAUUGCGCGAUUCAUUACCUGUAGAAAAGAAUAUAAAGACAAGUAAAUGGGAAAUAUUAAGCAAAGCUGUUGAAUAUAUCACACUGUUAAAACGUCGAGACUAUGAUUUAGAAAACGAAAUUACAGGAUUACGACGUGAGAUUAACAUGAUCAAAAGAAACAAAGGUGAAAGUAGCCACACAAACAACCAAGGUCCACCCUUUGCUUGAUAAAACGAUACCAUCUCUUUUUUUAUUAUUAUUAUUAUUAUUAUUAUAUAUAUAUAUAUAUAUAUAUCCAUACAGAUUCUUGGUCUGUUUAUUGCAGUUUGAGCAAAAC
Gilbertella persicaria is the source of this 1536-nucleotide messenger RNA. RefSeq lists its product as uncharacterized. Lineage: Eukaryota; Fungi; Mucoromycota; Mucoromycetes; Mucorales; Choanephoraceae. The record is from RefSeq and is a predicted model, not a curated record. Gene Ontology annotation, cellular component: RNA polymerase II transcription regulator complex. The transcript has 4 exons. Bases 243 to 1427 code for a protein of 394 amino acids. Gene Ontology annotation, molecular function: DNA-binding transcription factor activity; protein dimerization activity. Gene Ontology annotation, biological process: positive regulation of transcription by RNA polymerase II.